Messenger RNA from Prunus armeniaca (apricot), 1857 nucleotides. NCBI's taxonomy places the organism in Eukaryota, Viridiplantae, Streptophyta, Magnoliopsida, Rosales, Rosaceae. The record is from the annotation of a GenBank genome assembly.
AUGGGGGAGGAGAAGAGGCAUCAGAUGAUGCAGAACCUGUUCGGCGAUCAAUCCGAAGAAGAAGAAGAGGUUGAUUCCGAGCACGAGUCCAAUCCCCAGCCCAAUUACCCUUCUGAUGAAGGAGAGGGAGCACUGGAGCCUGAGGGUGAAGGUGAAGUAGAGGGCCAGGGGGAGGUAGAGGUAGAGAGUGAUGCUGAGCAGCGUGAUGUUAACCCCGAUCCAGGAGAAAGUGAGGGUGAAAGAGAACAAAGUUCCCAAGAAGUAGAAAUUGGUGAUCAAAGAGAAGAAAGUGAUGGAAAAUAUACAGACACUGAUGAAAAAGAAGAGUUGACAAGCCGGAGACGAAAUGUGAUUGAAAGUGGGUCUGAGAGGUCUGAGGAAAACCAUUACCCUGACAAUGAAGAUGACGAGGUUAAUCAGGCUAGAAGUCCGAGAUCCCCUGACGAGGAGAAGGACCAUACUCACAUCGCACACUCUGCUGUUCGUAAUGUAUUUGGUGACUCUGAUGAAGAAGAACCAACAGAUUACGCUGUUCAAAAUGACAUUGAGCAUGAACCAAAUAGAUCCCCAUUGGAAGAGGAAGGGAGCUAUGGAAAGAGUCCAAGACUAGAGGAUGUAGUGGCUGAUGAAGAUGCUAGAUAUGAUUCAGAAGAGGACAAUAUUGAGGCUAAACCUAGAGAGAAACCGGUUGGCCCCCCAUUGGAACUAGAGAUUCCACUGCGUCCACCUCCUGCUCAUCCAGAAAAGAUGAACAUGAUCAAAGUUUCAAAUAUUAUGGGCAUUGACCCCAAACCGUUUGAUCCAAAGACAUAUGUGGAGGAGGAUACAUUUGUGACAGAUGAAUCAGGAUCUAAGAAGCGUAUACGUUUGGAGAACAAUAUUGUGCGAUGGAGGAGAGUUAGAAAUCCAGAUGGCACAACAUCGUGUGAAAGCAAUGCACGAUUUGUGAGAUGGUCUGAUGGCAGUUUGCAGUUGUUAAUUGGGAAUGAAGUUCUAGAUAUAUCCGUGCAAGAAGCACAGCAUGAUCAAGCACACCUAUAUCUCAGGCACGAAAAGGGAAUUCUCCAAUCACAAGGAAGGGUUCUGAAGAAGAUGAGGUUUAUGCCAUCGUCCUUAUCAUCAAAUUCACAUCGACUGUUAACUGCCCUGGUUGAUUCUCGACAUAAAAAAGUGUACAAGGUUAAGAAUUGUGUUACUGACAUCGAUCCUGAGAGAGAAAAGGAGGAGAAAGAAAGGGCUGAAAGUCAAACAAUCAGAGCUAAUUUACUUCUUAAUCGGAAGAGGGAGAAGGUCAGUCGAAAGUAUACACCGACUGUGGACAGGAGGCGCCAACUUUCACCUGGUUUCUUGGAAGAUGCUCUUGAUGAGGAUGAUGAACCAGAUUAUUAUGAGUCUCGUCAUUCUCGCCGCCAUAUAGAGGAGGAUUUGGAAAUGGAAGCUCGAGCAGAGAAACGCAUUUUGAAUGCUAAGAAGGGAACUAAAGACAUCCCUCGCAAGUCAUCCUUGCCAACUGCCAAAUCAUCUCGGCGUUCAAUGGAUUUCUCCGAUAGUGAGAGAGGCGAGUCUGAGUAUGAAACUGAUGGGGAAGAAGAUGAGAUAUCUCCUCCACGUAAGAGGGCUGAGGAUCCAGAGCCAGAAUAUGAAGAUGAGGAGGAAGAAGAAGAAGAAGAAGAACAUGAAGAAGCCGAAGUUAAUGAAGCAUCCGAUGAGGAGGAGGCUGAGGAACCUAAGCAAAAGGCUAGGGAGUCUGGACACAGUCACAAGCGCAAGGAAAUCGAGUCAGAUGAAGACUCUCCUCCUAGGAAGGCUGCACCACAUCGCAGAAUGGCGGUUGUUUAUGAUAGUGAUGAGGACUAA